Messenger RNA from Aedes aegypti (yellow fever mosquito), 2873 nucleotides. Its product is annotated as serine-rich adhesin for platelets. The record is from RefSeq and is a predicted model, not a curated record. NCBI's taxonomy places the organism in Eukaryota, Metazoa, Arthropoda, Insecta, Diptera, Culicidae. Bases 541 to 1950 code for a protein of 469 amino acids. The transcript has 4 exons.
AGGGUUGUUUAGUUCUAUUUGAACGGUUCUCGAGAGUGGUCCGGAUUUUUGUUAGCUCGCGAAGUUGGUGCGAUUCAACGGAACGGCAACUGCUAAGACGACGACGGGUACUGCACUGAAGAAGACUGGUCUCGCCGCGUCCGCUGGUUGUGUUUGAGAACAGAAGAAAUUAUGAGUUGAAGCUGAAUAAUAAUAAGGAGGAGGAGAACAGUGCUCGAGGAGAAAACGGAGAAGACGACGACCGCGACUCGUUCGUGGGGUUAUUUGGAGGAUUGGUGCGUGGUCCGUGUGUGAUGCGAAGAAGCUGUACCCUGCCAGUGAAGCGAGUGUCUCGAAAAUAUGAUAAAGUGAAGCUGCUGGUAGAAGCCAAAUAUUUAGAAGAGCCGGGUUAUGUUUGAGUUAACGACAGCGAAAAGUAUGAAACAAGUGUACAAGUGAGUGCAGGGUUCAACAAAGUUCAACAAAUACCCCAAAGUGAUAAAUCGGCGCAAAGUUCCUAACAUUACAAACGAAACUCAACGAAAAAGCAACCACUUCACGAUGUCGUCAAAGAGCUGCCACUUGCUGCCCUCAACUCCAGCCAUGAACCGGGUCCUGCUUAUGCUAGCCUUAGUGCUAGCGAGUGCGGCCGCGCAUCGUUUGCAGCAAUUCACGAGCCCAGAAGCUGCACCAACAAGUGGCGAUAAAAUGUCAUCAGCGGAUGGUUCGGAACCGCCCCGACGGUUCCACGCUAUCUUUCAAGGCUCUUCGGCGGCGGCGGCGAUGGCAGAGCUCAAGUCAUCACCAUCGUCUCUGGAGAAGAUGCUGGCUGGCAGCAGUAGUAGCAGUAGCAGUAGUCGCCGGUCCAAAGUGGCGGUAGAUAACAGCACCAGCGACAAUACCAGCAGCCAGAAGAACCGCACUCGACAGUGCCGCGAAGGUUGCCUCGGAAAGCGCUCCAUCAAGGACAUUCUUUGCACCCAGCAGCGCGAGUGCGCUAUGUGCUGGGACGUGUGCAACCGUAACCACCAGAUUCGUAAGGAAAACGAACUAGCCCACCGGUUACUGCUCAGCCUCAGCCGAAUGAUCCGGAACGAAUCGGUAGUGGCCGCGGACAUCGAGUGGACCACGCCGGAGGAACUGCUGGAACAUCAACCGCAUCCGGGCGUUCCUUCGCCGCUGGCCGCUAGCGAAAACGUCGAACGACUCAGCCGGAUUGCCCGAGAUGGCGGUCCAAAUGGAACUUCGGUUUCGAAGAUCAUCCAAGCCCUCAGCCAGGCGUCGUCGCUGAUGGGACCGGAAUCGAAAACGGUGACCAGUAGCAGUAGCAGUAGUUCGGAGCAGAGCUUCCACCAGUGUUUGGUGUCGUGGGAGAUUUCCGGUGGGGGUUUGACCGGCAAUCUGCUGACCGAAACUGCCAAAGUCGAACUCUCCCUGUGGCCAAACACCAAAUAUCACGUGCACGUGACCUGUCGAAAUAAGGAAACCGAUCAACUAAUCCGCUCGGCUCCCCUGCUGAUCGACACCAGCGAAGCAAUUGUGGUGUCCCUUCACGGUACAACUACCACUACCAGCACGACAAUCACCACCUCGACCACAACCACAACGGCCCGACCGCUCGCGAUAAACUCGGUGAUCGAGGAAAUCGAAGUGGUCCAGGAGGCGGCCGCAUUCGAGAGCGCUUCCGAUGACGUCGACGCCGAAGCGGACAGCUACAGCAGUGCCAACAGCUACCAAACUAAAUCCAGAUCGAACCCAUCCGGGCACAAUCUGUGGCCUAUCUAUAGUGCCGCCGUAGAUCUGCCCGAGAACUCCAAGGAGGUGAUCAUCCUGGGGGUGUUCGUAGCGAUAUUGGCGUUCGUGUUGAUCGUGCUGACGGUCGUGAUCCUCAUCCGACGGAAGCACGAUCAAAUCGAAGACCGAGAGCUGCUGAUCGAGAGCGAAGUUCUGCCGAAGAUUUUGCACGUUUGAUAGGGCCAUCACCACCCGCUCUGUGUUGGCACCAGUGAUGACGAAAACGUCGACGAGGUCGGUGGGUGUUUUCUGUAAAUAGCUGUUUUUAUUAGACUUCUUUCUUCCCCCCUUUUUAUGCUCCUACUUAGAAACGAAAUGAAUCAUAAUGGGAAAAGCUUCUCUCUAAUUUAAAGCCCAACUCAGUCCUCCUAUUCUUCUGUAGGUACGGUAUAAAUUAUUGAUUUUAUCGAUUCCGAUAAUUUCUGGAUUAGGUUACCCGCUCAAGCACUGCAUUAUUGGCGAGGAAAAAUUAUCAGGCAUGUAAUUAAUAUACUCCUCUUCUCGAACAAAAAACAAAAACCCAAAUCGGAAAAAUAAUCGGAAUAAGCAGUAGCAAUCACAUCGGCAUCUGGAAACACAGUGAAAAAACAUAACUAAAACUAAUCGCAGAAAUUAAAGAAUGAAGCUAGUCCUUUUUUGUUUGUUUUGGGAACGAGUGAAUGAGUGGCGCAUCGGAAAGUGAUUAAAGGGAAAUAAAGAACGGAAAGGAAUGCUGUGAUGUUGAAAAAAAAACGACAGGGAAUGAUCUACGAGAAGAGGGAAGCGCGAGAGAGAAAAAGAGAGAGAGAAACGUUAAGAUGUCAAGUCUUUAUUACUAGAGGUGAACGUGUUUAUAUAGUUAGAGCAGAUAGAAAAAGAGAGAAAUUAAGAAUCAAGGAAGAGUGGAGGAAAGUUUUAUCAAUGUUACUAGGCGAAUCAAUGCAAGCAAAAGAGAAAAAAAACAGAAAAAAUGAAAAUUGAGUCGAAAUAAACAAAGUGUAAAAUAUACAAAGUAAAUUAUGCAUACAAACUGAAACCAAUCAUCCUUGUGUACAUUGUGUAAAAAGACUGAAAAUAAUGUAUAAUAAAUAAACUUCGAAAUGAUGAAUAAUACCUUAAAA